CCGCGCUGGCUGGAGAGUAAUGUUACAGAGCGGAGAGAGUGAGGAGGCUGCGUCUGGCUCCCGCUCUCACAGCCAUUGCAGUACAUUGAGCUCCAUAGAGACAGCGCCGGGGCAAGUGCGAGCCGGACGGGCACUGGGCGACUCUGUGCCUCGCGGAGGAAAAGUAAUCAAACAUGGGCAAAGGAGAUCCUAAGAAGCCAAGAGGCAAAAUGUCAUCAUAUGCAUUCUUUGUGCAAACUUGCCGCGAGGAGCACAAGAAGAAGCACCCGGAUGCUUCGGUCAACUUUUCAGAAUUUUCCAAGAAGUGUUCAGAGAGGUGGAAGACCAUGUCUGCUAAAGAGAAAGGAAAAUUUGAAGACAUGGCAAAGGCUGACAAGGCCCGUUAUGAAAGAGAAAUGAAAACUUAUAUCCCCCCUAAAGGGGAAACAAAAAAGAAAUUCAAGGACCCCAAUGCACCUAAGAGGCCUCCGUCGGCCUUUUUCUUGUUUUGUUCUGAGUAUCGCCCCAAAAUCAAAGGAGAACAUCCUGGCCUAUCCAUUGGUGAUGUUGCAAAGAAACUGGGAGAGAUGUGGAAUAACACUGCUGCAGAUGACAAGCAGCCUUAUGAAAAGAAGGCUGCUAAGCUGAAGGAAAAAUACGAAAAGGAUAUUGCUGCCUACCGAGCUAAAGGCAAGCCUGAUGCAGCCAAAAAGGGAGUUGUCAAAGCUGAAAAAAGCAAGAAAAAGAAGGAAGAGGAGGAAGAUGAAGAAGAGGAUGAGGAUGAGGAAGAAGAGGAAGAUGAAGAAGAUGAAGACGAAGAGGAAGAUGAUGAUGAUGAAUAAGUUGGUUCUAGCGCAGUUUUUUUUCUUGUCUAUAAAGCAUUUAACCCCCCUGUACACAACUCACUCCUUUUAAAGAAAAAAAUUGAAAUGUAAGGCUGUGUAAGAUUUGUUUUUAAACUGUACAGUGUCUUUUUUUGUAUAGUUAACACACUACCGAAUGUGUCUUUAGAUAGCCCUGUCCUGGUGGUAUUUUCAAUAGCCACUAACCUUGCCUGGUACAGUAAGGGGGUUGUAAAUUGGCAUGGAAAUUUAAAGCAGGUUCUUGUUGGUGCACAGCACAAAUUAGUUAUAUAUGGGGAUGGUAGUUAUUUUUUUUUUUUCAUCUUCAGUUGUCUGAUGCAGCUUAUACGAAAUAAUUGUUCUGUUAAACUGAAAUACCACUCUGUAAUUGCAAAAAAAGAGUUGCAGCUGUUUUGUUGACAUUCUGAAUGCUUCUAAGUAAAUACAAUUUUUUUUAUUAGUAUUGUUGUCCUUUUCAUAGAUCUGAAAAUUUUUCUUGAGGGGAAGCUAGUCUUAAUUGCUUUUGUCCACUUUGAAUCACAUGAGUUAUUAUAGUGUUUAAUCUUUUCAUAUAGUUAGCUGAUAAAAGCUUUUGUCUACACACCCUGCUUAUUCAUGAUAUGGGUAAAUGUUCAAUUGAGACAUUUUUUCCUCCAUUACAAGCUCUAAAAUCUUGAUUGGUUAAUAGCAAAUUUCACAUAGCCCAGUUACAUUUCCAAAGUAAGGUGUAACCAGUCUACUUGCAGCAUGGGAUUGUUAGAAUCAAACAUUGAAAGUCUGUCCUUGAAGGACUUAAUAGAAAAGUAUGUUCUAGUCUUUACAUGAGGACUCUACAUUCUUUAACUCCCAUUACCAUGUAAUGGCAGUUAGAUUUGCAAAUAAUCCCACAUUAAAAAAGACCUGAGAAUGUAUCUCCAAAAGCGUGAGCUUAAAAGUACAAGACUGCCAUAUUUAAUUUUUUGUUGAGGUUAGUUCCAGCAAAGGCACUAGAAAAAAAGUACUGGCUGUAAAUAUCUACUUAUCUAAAUAUGGAUCAGUUAGGAAACUUGAUAAUCCAUCAAAGAUAUUUUUAAUUAGGCCAAUUUUUAAAGUGCAACAUUUUAGGAUCUUAUUUCCCUACAUUAUGGUUUGCCCCUUUAUAAGUCAGACAUGGAGACAUUUAAACUUUGUAUAAUUUAUUCAAUUUAGUUGGGUUUGAUUUUUUUCUUAAAAAACCCAAAUUCAUCAUUAGAGUCCUAAGUUUAUCUGCUUAGCACUUUAGGGAACAAUUUGGCAAUUCUGUGGUUUUUGAGAUUAUUGUUCUCUUAAAGUGCCAGUGUUUUAAAAUAGCGUUCUUGUAAUUUUACACGCUUUUGUGAUGGAGUGCUGUUUUGUUAUAUAAUUUUGACUUGGAUUCUUUCCAUUUGCAUUUGUUUAUGUAAUUUCAGGAAGAAUAUUGAACAUCUGAGUCCUGGAUGAUACUAAUAAACUAAUAAUUGCAGAGGUUUUAAA
Erinaceus europaeus (western European hedgehog) is the source of this 2312-nucleotide messenger RNA. RefSeq names its product high mobility group box 1 (gene HMGB1). Gene Ontology annotation, cellular component: nucleus. Gene Ontology annotation, biological process: regulation of transcription by RNA polymerase II. The coding region runs from base 174 to 821 and encodes 215 amino acids. NCBI's taxonomy places the organism in Eukaryota, Metazoa, Chordata, Mammalia, Eulipotyphla, Erinaceidae. Gene Ontology annotation, molecular function: DNA binding, bending. The transcript has 5 exons. The record is from RefSeq and is a predicted model, not a curated record.